CAUACCAGCAUACCUACUGAGCCUACUCUAAUUUAAAUUUAAUAAACAAUUGUUUUAGUAUUGAAAACUGUUGUUGUUGUAAUUGUUACCUAUUAAUGCCGAUGAAAGAAUAAUUUUAAUAAAAUGGUUGAUAUUAUAAUAAAUAAAUAUCUAGAAACCCAAUUAGAAUUAGCUAAACAAAAACAAGUUUCAAAAAUUGUCAAUGAGGAACAAGUUUCCGAUAAAAGUAAAUCUGCUGCUGGUCGUAUAGCUAAGAAACAAGAUAAACAUUCAAAAAUAUCACUAAGUUCUAGUAGUAAAUGUAAAGACCAACGCCAGAAGUCUACAGAACAUGAAGAAGAUGAGGAAUACACUCCGUCUUCUGACGACGAAAUUGAAGUGCGCUUACCAAAUUUAGCUACAUCUUCCCGUUCUAAACAAAAUAUUAAGAAAAUAAUAGAUGACGGUGAUAUCAAACUUUAUAAUGAGAGAGUCGAAAAUUGGAGAAAAAGUUUAAGUGAAGUUGAAGCUGGGAAUUCAAACCCAUCAUAUAUGUCAGCAGACAUUCAAUAUAUAUUAGACGGUAACAAAAACCCUGAGGAAAAACAUGAACUUCAAAAUGGUCUAUGUGUACCUGUAUACAUAUGGAAGCAAUUGUAUAAGUAUCAAAGAAUUGGUGUCAAAUGGUUAUGGGAACUACAUCAGACUCAAUGUGGUGGUUUAUUAGGCGAUGAAAUGGGAUUAGGUAAAACUGUUCAAAUAAUCGCAUUUUUGUCUGGAUUGGCAAAUACAGAUAGUGGCACUUGGGGAGGACUAGGUCCUUCUAUCAUAGUUGCACCAGCAACAGUCAUAUUCCAAUGGGUAUCCCAUUUCCAUUAUUGGAACCCUUCGUUGAGGAUUGCAGUACUACACCAAGCUGGCUCACAUGGCGGCACUCAUCAUAAACUCAUUAGAGACUUGCAUGAAUCACAUGGGAUAUUGAUGAUAACAUAUGCAGGGGUAGUGAAAUAUGCUAAAGAUCUUCAAACUAGAAAGUGGCACUAUAUAAUUUUGGAUGAGGGACAUAAAAUAAGAAAUCCAGACACUUAAGUCAGUAAACUUGUAAGGAAAUUUGAUACACCACAUAAAUUGUUGAUAACAGGGUCGCCUAUGCAGAAUAGUUUGCAGGAAUUAUGGUCUUUAUUUGACUUUAUGAGACCAGGUCUGUUGGGAACACAUACUGCUUUCAUGGAGCAUUUUGCCGUCCCAAUCACUCAAGGUGGUUAUGCAAAUGCUACAGAUAUACAGGAGGCCACUGCUUUAGAAAUAGCAAAGGCCCUUAAAGCAAUAAUAACUCCAUAUAUGCUGAGGAGAACUAAAGCUGAAGUUCAAGAUUUCAUUCACUUGCCAGAGAAGAAUGAACAAGUCCUGUUUUGUGCACUUAGUCAGGAGCAGAAAGAUUUGUACAUGGGCUAUCUUAUGAGUGCAACAGUCCGUGGCAUUUUGGAUAAAGAAAGUAGGUUUGGAGAACCCCUGCGAGCAAGAAUUUUGGUUGCUCUGUCUACUUUGAGGAAAAUUUGUAACCAUCCAGAUAUUUACUUGUAUGAAGCAUUUGAUGAGACAGAAGAAAUUGAUCACCAGUCUUUUGGUCAUUGGAAAAGGUCUGGAAAGAUGUCUGUUGUUCAUUCAUUGCUUAAAAUAUGGCAAAAACAAGGACACAGAACACUUAUUUUUACCCAAUCAAGAGCAAUGUUGUGCAUUCUGGAACAGCAUUUACAGAAUUUUGAUUUUAAAUAUUUAAGAAUGGAUGGUAGUGUCAGUGUUGGUCAGAGACAAAGUUUAAUUAAAACUUUCAAUGAAAAUCCUGAAUAUUUAGUUUUUCUUGCUACAACAAGGGUUGGUGGUCUAGGUGUGAAUUUGACUGGUGCUGACAGAGUUAUAAUAUAUGAUCCAGAUUGGAAUCCAGCAACUGAUAAUCAAGCCAAAGAGAGAGCAUGGAGAAUAGGACAGCAAAGAGAUGUCACUGUGUACAGACUUUUAACAGCUGGUACUAUUGAGGAAAAAAUUUAUCAAAGACAAAUAUUUAAAAACUUUUUAAGCAAUAGAAUACUUGUGGAUCCCAAUCAAAAAAAUGUUCUCACAACCAGUACUUUACAGGGUCUUUUUACUUUAGAAGAACUCAAUUGUGAAGGAGACACAGAAACAGCAUCUCUUUUCAAACACACAAAAGUAAAUAUUAAUGAAAAAAAGAAGUCAAAAGUAAAAAAUGGUAACUCAUUCUCUAAAAAUAAGUUAGCAGCUAUGAGAAAGUUAGCAAAAGAAAUUAGUAAGAAAAUAUCAAAAUCAUGUGAAACUAAGAUAUCUAACCCAGAAGAUCCUAGAGAAGCUUAUAAGAAAAAAAGGGAUAUUCUUUUAAAUCCACCUGAAGUUGAAGAAUCAGAAACAAAAAAUACUCUAGAUGAUAAGGAAGUUAAUGUUCCCUUUGAAAAUGUCCUUUCUGAAUUAGACAUUGUAAACCAACAUGUUAAAAAAGAUUAUGAAGAAAAUUUAAUUAAUGAAGUGUUAAACAGUGAAAAGAUCGAGUCUGCAUCAGUACCUAAUAAUGACACUAUAGACACUGAAUUAGUUAAAGACAAAACUGUUCCUGAAGUUGGAGAUAAUGGAACUAUCACUGCCAAUACAUCACGAAAGAGAAAACAUUCCGAAGGCGAAACAGAAAUAGAAAAUCUGAUAGCUAUUAAGAAAGUAAAGCAUAAAAAGAGCAAAAAAGAAUCAGAAAUGAAAAUGAAUGAUGAUGAUUAUGUUUUAACAAAAUUAUUUGCUAAGGCUGGGGUUAAAAAUGCAUUACAACAUGAUGUUGUUGUGGGAUUGGCGGAAAAAGAAAAACGGCUUAGAAUGAAAGAAGAAGCUGUUUUGAAAGCUAAAAAAGCAGUAAAGGCGUUGAAAUUUUCGUCAUAAACCUUUUUUAUAAUAUGUUAAGCAUAAACUAUUUAAUACUUUGUGAUACUUAAAUAUAUGUGAUUUUU
Molecule: messenger RNA, 2984 nt
Organism: Colias croceus (clouded yellow)
Lineage: Eukaryota; Metazoa; Arthropoda; Insecta; Lepidoptera; Pieridae
Product: DNA excision repair protein ERCC-6-like
Exons: 1
Coding region: 124-1068 (314 amino acids)
Biological process (GO): transcription-coupled nucleotide-excision repair
Cellular component (GO): nucleus
Molecular function (GO): ATP binding; ATP-dependent chromatin remodeler activity
Source: RefSeq, a predicted model, not a curated record